AAAGUACUUUUACACUGUUCUCCAAGAACAGUCUGGUAGCUAAAGGGAAGCUGGCAAGCAACAUCACAGAUUCAAGUGUGACAAAUAACCACAGGAAGAAAGUCUGGUCUUGCUUUGUACAAACAUGGAAAGCAACUCUGAAGAGCCUCCUCAUUGCAAGCAAAAAUCAGCAAAUGGGAAUUGUGUUGCUCCACCCAUCUCCAAAGAGCAGAAGAAUUUUGAUAUGCUCUAUACAAUCGAAGAUGCUCCCCCAUGGUAUCUUUGCAUCCUCCUGGGAUUUCAGCACUACUUGACGUGUUUCAGUGGCACCAUCGCCGUUCCCUUCCUUCUGGCAGAGUCUCUCUGUGUAGGGAAGGACCAGUAUACCAUCAGUCAACUUAUUGGCACCAUCUUCAGCUGUGUGGGCAUCACCACCCUCAUCCAAAGCACUGUGGGCAUUAGGCUUCCUCUGUUUCAAGCCAGUGCCCUGGCAUUCCUGGUUCCUGCCAAAUCCAUCUUGGCCCUGGAAAAAUGGAAAUGUCCUCCAGAAGACCAAAUCUAUGGCAAUUGGACAUUACCACUGAGCACUUCUCACAUAUGGCAACCAAGAAUGAGAGAAAUCCAAGGAGCCAUCAUCAUUUCCAGCCUGGUGGAAGUGGCAAUUGGAUUGCUGGGCAUUCCUGGAGUCUUGCUCAGCUACAUUGGGCCCCUGACAGUCACACCCACUGUCUCCUUAAUAGGUCUCUCAGUCUUCCAAGCAGCAGGAGAUAGAGCUGGAACACACUGGGGCAUUGCUGCAUUGUCUAUUUUUUUAAUUAUUCUGUUUGCUCAGUACCUACGAAACGUUUCUUUCAUUCUUCCUGGGUAUAAAUAUGGGAAAGGCUGCAUAUUGAUCCGGGUACAGAUCUUCAAGAUGUUUCCAAUCAUACUAGCCAUUUUGGUGGUCUGGCUGCUUUGUUACAUUCUGACAGUGACGGAUGUGUUUCCUCGGGAUGCCAAUGCCUACGGAUUCAAGGCCAGAACAGAUGCUAGAGGAGAAAUCUUGUCCAUAGCACCUUGGUUCCGCUUUCCCUACCCCUGUCAGUGGGGGAUGCCCACAGUGACUGCGGCUGCUGUGCUGGGAAUGUUCAGUGCUACAUUAUCUGGCAUCAUUGAGUCCAUCGGAGAUUAUUAUGCUUGCGCCCGACUUGCAGGCGCUCCCCCGCCACCAGUCCAUGCAAUCAAUAGAGGCAUUUUUACAGAGGGAAUCUGCUGUAUUAUUGCCGGGUUGCUGGGCACUGGCAACGGUUCUACUUCCUCCAGCCCAAAUAUUGGAGUCUUGGGCAUCACCAAGGUAUGAUCACUGCAGUGGGUCUCUCCAAUCUGCAGUUUGUGGACAUGAAUUCCUCCCGCAAUCUUUUUAUCCUCGGUUUUGCAAUGUUUUUUGGGCUUACCGUUCCAAACUAUUUAGAUACACGUCCAAAUGCUAUCAAUACAGGCAUUGCUGAAGUGGACCAGAUAUUAAGAGUCCUUUUAACCACAGAAAUGUUCGUUGGUGGCAGCAUUGCAUUUAUAUUGGACAACACUGUUCCAGGGACUCAAGAGGAACGUGGCUUAGUACAGUGGAAGGCUGGAGCAUAUGCCAACAGUGACGAAUCUGCAAAACUGAAGAGUUACGAUUUUCCAUUUGGGAUGGGUCUGAUUAAAAGGACUCACUGGUUAAAGUAUGUACCAGUCUGCCCUGUUUUCAAAGGUUUUAAGUCAAGAACAAAGAAAGAUCCUGCUAUAUCAGAACAAGUAAUCGAUACAGUGGAUGAAUCAGGGAUGUGUACCAAAGUUUGAAGGGGUUCUUCAUUGUAUAAUGAAAAGUUAACAACAGAGACUGCAGAAACGUUUAGCUGUAUUGAAACUAUCCCCGUGAAAAUGUCUCAGAUCAGUCAAGGUCAAUGACUGAAACACAUCAGAGGGCAUCUGUGUGCUAUUCAAGAACUUUUAUUCUUCUGUAUCACAUUCUGUUAGGAAAACUUGAUUUAAGAGUUCACCUAAGCACUGUUGAAACUCACUAAUUCAGAGGCAAUAAUUUUGCUCAUUUUGAUUUGAAAGUAUCCAGUGUGAGUUUAGAAGGAAAGCAGAUAUUUUCUUGAUGUUGGAAGACAUUUAUUUGAAGACUGCCAGAUCUGGGCCACAAAAUCCAGAUGAUGGUAAAUGAAAAAGAUACACGAAAUAUUAUUUCUUCCCAUCCAGAUCUUAACAGUCUGGAUCUGAUGGAGCUGACCAUGUGUGAUCCAAGGUCAAAUUACCUAAUUAUGUGACAUUCAUUCAUACUCACAUGCAAGUAAAACCUUGAUUUUACUGACCAGGUUUUUUUUGGGAGGAGGGGGGGGAGUGUGGGGACAACAAUGUCCAUAAAAGUGUAAUGUCUGUGAAAUACAAUAAUUAAUAUAUAUAUAUUUAUGUCAAUGGUUGUUUGUCAAUUUCUGUCAAUUGUGUAAUGAAGCAAAUUAUAUCAAUUGUUGGGACAGUGCCAUAAACAACAUUUUUUUCCUACUGUUUGGGGGUAAUAGCUGAACUAAAAUAUUGCCCGUAACAUUCGGAAUCAAAAAUUGAGGUUAAGCAGUUUUGCCUUAGUAAGUCAGAAAAAACUUUUGUUAAACUAUUAAUAGGUUUUAGAUAAAUCUUAUCAAGAUUUUCUUCACAAGUACAUGUAUUAGAUGUGAUUCCAGGAAUCAAAUUGCUUUUAUAUAUAAACAUAUGAAAUGGUGCAAACACCCAAGGUCCAUUCAUCUUUUUACAAUCAUUCACAUAUUUGUCUCAUAGAGACAACCAGUAAAGGCUGAAACCUAAGAGGAAAUUUUAAGAAAUCUGAACUGGUAGUUUAGUAGUUAAAACAAAGGAAAUGGGAAACCGGUCCUAUUGUCAAAGUAAACUUUUAGCAUCUUUCGCCAUUAACAUGGUGGGAAGGUAGCUUGGGUUGAGAUUCAAUGACAUGUGAAGAGGCCCAAACCCCAUACCAUACCUAUUCAAGUAUUUUGUAUACUUGACAAAGAUAAACAAUUAUUAUUAUUAUUCCCUUCAUGUACUGAAGUACAUGAAGGGAAUUAUAAUUCAGAACAUAUGAAGUGCAGCACAUUGAAGAACAGUGACUUACAUUAUUAAAAUACAGUACAAGUAGUCCUCAACUUACAAUAGUUUACUUAGUGGCCGUUAAAAGUUAAAACGGUACUGAAAAAAGUGACUUAUGACUAUUUUUCAUACUUAUGACCAUUGCAGCCUCCCCAUGGCCAC
Molecule: messenger RNA, 3243 nt
Organism: Thamnophis sirtalis
Lineage: Eukaryota; Metazoa; Chordata; Lepidosauria; Squamata; Natricidae
Source: RefSeq, a predicted model, not a curated record